UGUGUGGUGGUUGUUUUUUGCAUAUUUCAGAAACAUGCAAUUUAAUAUUGCCUGCCUUCCCUCUCCUCGCUCUCAAUUAUCCCCACUUAGCUCAUUCUCCUCAGGAAGUGGAUUGCAUAAAACAUUAAUGGACUCUGUCUGCCCGGUCUAUGAUCGCUCAGCCUCUUCUAACAACAGAUGUUAUUACAACUACUCUCCCUCCCACAUUGCUUUUGUCAGUGUCACUAACAGUGAAACCAAAUCAGCUUUUUCCUAGAGCAGCUGAUUGAUUGCUUCUCCUGCGACUUCUCUCUCUCUCUCUCUCUCUCUCUCUCUCUCUCUCUCUCUCUCUCUCAUCUAGCGACUUGCUCUGGGACACCACAGGCAGUUUCUUCUGCUCUUUGAAAAUAAUCAAUGGCAAUUUUUUGAAGGAGGAGGGUAGGGGGAAGAAACAUGCUGGAAGAGAGAGCAUUGUCCCCGGAGAGUACAGAGGAGGUGGGACAGUUAGUGAGCAUAGCUCAGGGUCCAAGUUCCCUUCCUCGGGUCACUUUUAAUGCUCCAGAGAAACCAGAAGAGGAAACGUCCCACAGAAGGCUGGGCAAAUUAACCAUCAAGUAUAACCGAAAAGAUCUUCAGAGAUGGCUAGAUCUGGAGGAGUGGAUUGAUGCCCAGUUGCAAGAGCUGUAUCAGUACCAGUUGCAGGAGGAGACAGAAGCCACAGCCGCUCCAGAGCCAGAAAUCGACAUUGAGGAUCUUCUUGACGUCUCUAACGAGGAGCAGAAAUCUAAACUGCAGGAAAUUCUCCAGGAGUGUUCCAGACCUACAGAGGACUUUGUUACAGAACUGCUCGAUCGAUUGAAAGGUCUCAGGAGAAUGGCCAACAAUCAAAAGAAAUGAACCGCAAUGACAAAAACCUGUAACACAAAAUGCAUCAUCCCGUGGAAGAGAAUUAUUAGAAGACACAGGGAUGGAAUUCCAGCGCUGCCUGAUAUCGUACACAUCAGAUUCCAAAGCAUCCAUCUUCAUUCGCCCCUUGGAUUUCUAUCUGCAAGCAGUAGCUUGUUUGCGGGGAGGAGAGGCCAUAGCUCAGGAGGCAGAUCAGAUGCAUUGCUGGUCAAAGCUCCCAGGUUCAGUUCCUGACAUCUCCAUUUGAAAAACACUUAUGGAGCAGGGCUGGGAAAGAUCUCUGCUCAAAGCUCCAGAGAGGUAACAUGGAACUAGACAUGCCAAUGCUCAGACUGUUAGAAUCAAGCUAGGUCUUUAAGAACAGGGACAGGGAGUCUGUGUCUCCCCAGAUGUUGCUGGAUUUCAGCCCCCAUUGAAUCCUCCCAGUGUGGCCUUUGCUCAAGGGUGCUGGAGAGCAGGGUGGGGAGGGAACAGCUGUUAUGGGAGGGAAGCAUCUCUUUCCUCUUUGCAUUAAAUCAGGGUGGGGAACCUUUGGUCCUGCAGAUGUUGCCGGGCUCCCAACUUAGCUUGAGCCAGCAUGAAAACUAAGGGCCACCAGAUUGUUGUUGUUAUUAUUAAAUGUGUAUACUGCCCUUCAUCUGAAGAUCACAGGGCAGCUCACAACGUAAAAAUACAAACACGAAAUACGUAAAUCCCUUGUUGCCCUCCACCCAUUGUGUCAUGUUUUUGAGGGAUGGGGAACCUGGGGCUCUUGUUGUUGGACUCCGGCUUCCAUCAUCCCUGAUGCUGGCAGGGUUUGGUGGGAGUCAGAAGACAGCAACAGCAGAUUCUUUGCCCCUGAAUUAGAGCAUGGGGGACAGGACAAGUCCCUCAAGCGGUACAGGUUAUCUGUUUGUAUGAUGGCAUUUGCAAGGAAUAAUAAUUUUCAGUUGAAUAUUUUUGUGCUUCUUAAUAUGAAUGUAUGCACCAGACAUUUAAAGCACAAAGUUUCCUCAUAAAUCCUGGGAACUGUAUUUUGUAAGGGUAGUGGAAAUUAUAGCUCUGUGAGGGGCAUUCUACAGUUCCCUGGAUCUUUUUUGGCUUUAAAAAUGAAUUAUAAAUGUAUGGUGUGUGCAUAGCCUAAGAGAAGCAUUUAUUCGAAUUUAUCAGACUCCCCAGUUUUCAUUGACAUCACCUCUGAGAUCAGUCUUUAAAAACAUUUUUCCUGCCUAAAGUGAUUACUUCCAUCUUUACUUCCAUCAACGAUACAGCUGAGAAGGUAAGGCACAGGACACAGAGUCAUACAGUGAAGAACGACAUCAUGAUGGGGGUUUACAACUGGAGUAUCCUAUCUUUGUUACAUACCUACGCACCAUUCAAAAUGCAGAAAGCUGACAGAAUGCCAAAAAUGGGAAGCGGGGAAGUCAAGUUUUCAGUGACUGAAAGAGGGGAAGAAGUUGGACAUGGGAAAGUGGAUUUAGCUCAGCCCUUGAUUAUUUCUCUCUUUCAUGGAUAAAUGCUCUUAGGGAAUUGCACGUGGCUUAGCUACCAGAGUCUAGAAUCCAAAAAUACCGAGGCAUAGGAGUUUCUAGCAGCUAAACGUGAAGGAGGUGGGAGAUGAAAUACCUGAGCUGCUGCAGAUCUGUGAGUUUUCUUGAGUAACACAUGUCCAUUCAUGUAAUUACAAGGUGGGGUUUCCUGUCCUUUUUAUUUCCUAUUCUGAGGAAUACACACUGGUGACUAAGGCAAUGUUGAGAUCGUUCACUCUUCUGAGCAACGGGAUUGACUUCACCACAAGAUCUGUGCUCUUUCAGGCAUGAGGGCUGCAUCCAUAGCAAAAAAUGUGUUCACUGUUGCUUCCCCCCCUUUCAAAUAUUGUUUCUGCACAAACACCUCAAGCAUGUGAUAUUUUGGGAUGCAUAAGGAGUUAACAUCAAAAAUGUAUUUUUGCCUUUCAUUUCAAUCGCUUUGUACAAUGUCUUCGUCAUCAUCAUCAUCAUGUUUAAGAGGUACA
Podarcis raffonei (Aeolian wall lizard) is the source of this 2878-nucleotide messenger RNA. It is a transcript of the gene PPP1R14D, whose product is annotated as protein phosphatase 1 regulatory inhibitor subunit 14D. Lineage: Eukaryota; Metazoa; Chordata; Lepidosauria; Squamata; Lacertidae. Gene Ontology annotation, cellular component: cytoplasm. Bases 433 to 876 code for a protein of 147 amino acids. The record is from RefSeq and is a predicted model, not a curated record. Gene Ontology annotation, biological process: regulation of phosphorylation. Gene Ontology annotation, molecular function: protein serine/threonine phosphatase inhibitor activity. The transcript is spliced from 4 exons.